Lathyrus oleraceus (garden pea) is the source of this 813-nucleotide messenger RNA. RefSeq lists its product as uncharacterized. Bases 1 to 813 code for a protein of 270 amino acids. The transcript has a single exon. The record is from RefSeq and is a predicted model, not a curated record. NCBI's taxonomy places the organism in Eukaryota, Viridiplantae, Streptophyta, Magnoliopsida, Fabales, Fabaceae.
AUGGAUGUAGUUGAAGCAAAUCAGGCUUCUAUAAGGGAAGAAAUGGACAUGAUGAAUGGGAAGAUAGAACAACUCUUAGAGGACAUGAUGUCCAUGGAAAGAAAAGAAGACAAUCCCCAUAUAAUAGUUGAUACCAAAAACAUUGUAUCCCAAUUGGGCUCUUCUUCACUCCGUAUUCCUGAAGUGAAUAAUCCUGAAUUUGGACUACCCCUAGGGCAUAUUCCUCCUGAAGGAGUUACUAAUCCUCCACCUAUCAGGAUCUCUGUGGUAAAUUUGGCUACCCAAGAUCCUUAUGCUCCCUCGAUAAGGCAACGAUCCCUAUAUAAUGAAGAGGAUCCACAAGAUGCUUACAGUAUGCCUCCUCAGAUGACUCAGAUGGCACCUACUAUUGGUCCCUUGUCUGAUCCUACUACCGAGAGGUUGCAUGCUCUCGAGGAAAAAUUCAAACCGAUGGAAAUGCACAACACUCCAUGCCUUGAUGUUAUGGACAUGUGUUUAGUUUUAGGAUUGGUUAUUCCCCAAAAGUUCAAAGUACUAGACUUUGACAAGUACAAAUGGGAUAGCUAUCCUUUAACUCGCCUAGGGGCAUACUGUCGUAAGAUGGCGAUGUAUGCAGACAAUGACAAGCUAUUAAUUCAUUACUUCCAUAAUAGCCUCAAUGAGGAAUCUUUGGAAGGGUACAUGCAGCUUGAGCAGAGCCACGUCCAGUCUUGGAGGAACCUUGGUGAGGCGUUCCUCAAACACUAUCAAUAUAAUAAGGAUUUCAUUCCAAAUCGAACUCAAUUACAAGAUAUGUCACAAAAGAGUAAUUAG